Molecule: messenger RNA, 1593 nt
Organism: Hordeum vulgare subsp. vulgare (domesticated barley)
Lineage: Eukaryota; Viridiplantae; Streptophyta; Magnoliopsida; Poales; Poaceae
Product: protein DNA-DAMAGE INDUCIBLE 1
Exons: 16
Coding region: 128-1357 (409 amino acids)
Biological process (GO): proteolysis
Molecular function (GO): aspartic-type endopeptidase activity; protein binding
Source: RefSeq, a predicted model, not a curated record
UCAGGAUUCUUUACCACCUCUGCAAGCAAGAAGGCAGCCCGAUUUGACGCCCGUAGACUCGCCUCCUUCCUUCCCUCUGUCCACACCCGAGGCGGAGGACUUGGCGAUUCCAACCGGCGGCGGCGAGAUGAAGCUUACCGUGAUGACCGCUGACGAGCAGUUUCUCAAUCUCGAUGUCGACCCCGAUGAAUCCGUGGAGAAUUUGAAGGCGCUUCUUGAGGUGGAGACUCAAGUGCCGUUGCAGCAGCAGCUGCUUCAGUUCAAUGGCAAGGAGAUGAGCAAUUCCGAGAAGCUCAGCGCCAUCGGAGUCCAUGAUGGUGACCUUGUGAUGUUGGUUGCCUCCAAUAUUAGGCCAUCUCAGGAUAUUAUGAGGUUAAAUCCUGAUGGAUCGGCAGUAAAUCCUCAAGCUUUCCAACAACAUAUUCGUGGUGAUUCACAACUUAUGGCGCAACUCCUUCAGAAUGAUCCUUCAUUAGCACAAGCCAUCCUUGGAGGUGACAUCACUGAGUUGCAAAACAUCUUGCGGUCGCACCACCAACAAAGACUACAACUGAAACGCAAACAGGAAGAAGAACUUGCCUUAUUGUACGCUGAUCCAUUUGAUGUCGAGGCUCAGAAGAAAAUUGAAGCUGCAAUUCGGCAGAAAGGCAUUGAUGAAAAUUGGGAGGCUGCUAUAGAGCAUAAUCCUGAAGCAUUUGGUCGAGUGGUUAUGCUGUAUGUGGAUAUGGAAGUCAACGGAGUACCUUUGAAGGCCUUUGUUGACAGUGGAGCUCAGUCAACCAUCAUAUCAAAAGACUGUGCUGAACGUUGUGGGUUACUCAGGCUCCUUGAUCAGCGUUACAGAGGAGUUGCUAUUGGAGUUGGUCAAUCAGAGAUACUUGGAAGAAUACAUGUAGCGGCAAUAAAGAUAGGCCAUGCUUUCUAUCCCUGUUCCUUCACAGUAUUGGAUGCUCCUAACAUGGAAUUCCUUUUCGGGCUUGAUAUGCUGCGGAAACAUCAGUGCAUAAUUGACCUAAAGGACAAUGUCCUUAGAGUAGGAGGUGGUGAAGUGUCAGUGCCCUUCUUACAGGAGAAAGACAUCCCUUCACAUAUACGCGAUGGAGAGAAAUCGUCGAACCUAGCAUCUUCUAGUCAAGGAGCAGCUGGAGAAUCGUCAAAGGCACGGGAGAAGACUCCUGAUGUGCCACCGCCAUCCUCUCCUGCAGGAGCCCCAGCUGUGACCCCACAGGGGGGAGAUUUUGAAGCGAAAGUCACAAAGCUCGUGGAACUUGGAUUUGACCGGGCAUCUGUAAUACAAGCACUCAAGUUGUGCAACGGGAACGAGGAUCAGGCAGCUGGGUUCUUGUUUGGUGGUUAAGAGUAUUUAGAGCAGACCUUCUGCUCAACAUUUUCUUGAUUUGAACAUUUACACACACACUGAUCAAUGAGAUGUCAUAUCCUCCAUUUGAGGAACUAAAACUUUGUGUGUGUGGCAAAUGCAGGCUUGGUAGAGGGAUGAUUCGUACUUCUGUCUUUCAGUGAGGGAAAAACAUUUUCUUUCUUUCAGUAUCAUAUACAUUGAUUUUAGACAUUGAGUGCAAACACACUUGAAAA